Molecule: messenger RNA, 1689 nt
Organism: Arachis ipaensis
Lineage: Eukaryota; Viridiplantae; Streptophyta; Magnoliopsida; Fabales; Fabaceae
Source: RefSeq, a predicted model, not a curated record
AUGCUCACCGUCACCCAUCGGUGCUUUUCCGCAUUGUUCCGACUGAUGUCCAUACAGCCCAUAAUUGAAGCAUAUGAGAUGAAGGCCCUCAUACUCUAUAUUCAAGAUGCUAUCGACCUCAAUGAUGAUGAUAUUAAAGAUCGGAGGCAAGAUAGUAUUCAACACUGGCAUUGGAAAGAGGAUGAGAUGCUGAUCAGUGCAUGGUUAAAUGUUUCAACUGACCCUGUAGUUGGUACCGAUCAAAAGGGGGAAACAUUUUGGAGUCGAAUUCAUAGCUACUGUGUAGAAUUUUGCUCCGACAUGACAAGGGGGGUAGUUGCAUGUAAGAAACGAUGGUAUAAGAUCAACAAGGCUGUUACACAAUUUGCUGGUUGCUACGAUCAAGCUAGUCGAAAUAUAAGGAGUGGUUCGAACGCUGAUGAUAUAAAGGAGUUGGCUUAUAAACUUUAUUCCACACAUUAUGGUCAAAAAUUCACUUUUGAGAGGCAUUGGAACAUGCUUCGGUUGGAGCAAAAAUGGAGAAGCCAACUACCUACACAGAGUGGCGGCUCAAAGAGAACCAAGGUUAGUGCAACUGGAGCAUACUCAUCCUCAUCAAACCCAGAAAUACCGUUGACUGACGAACCCGGUGUGGACUCUCCCGUUCGCCCACAAGGAUUAAAGAAGAGCAAGCGAAAAGGUAAGGAAAAAGCACAGAUGUCUGAAGAUUUUAGCGAAAGAAAAUCAUCGGCUUUGUAUGGCAAAAGAAGACGGCAAGAUAACACACUCAUAGAUAAUUGGAUCGAUGAGUAUUUACUCAAAGAUUCAGAAGAAGAUAUCGAUAGAAGCUCUAUCCCAAUUACUCGUAGAUGGAUCAACAGAGAUCGAGAAGCAGGACAUGAUCGCCUUUUCCAAGAUUACUUUGCAGAUGAUCCAGUGUAUAAUGCUGACAUUUUUCGACGGAGAUUUCGAAUGAGAAGACAUGUGUUCCUUCGGAUAGUAGACGCUCUCUCAGACGUUUAUCCGUAUUUUCAACAGAGGGUUGAUGCAACUGGAAGAAGAGGCUUGUCGCCACUCCAGAAAUGUACCGCUGCGAUACAGAUGUUAGCAUAUGGCGUAGCAGCUGAUGCUGUUGAUGAUUAUGUGCGCAUAGGCGAAAGCACAACAAUUGAAUGCUUGGAAAAAUUUGUUGAAGGUGUCAUUUCGGUGUUCGAGGAUGAAUACUUGCGAAAACCCAAUCCAAAUGACGUACAACGCCUACUACAAAUGGCGGAGGGUCGUGGCUUCCCUGGCAUGUUGGGUAGCAUUGACUGCAUGCAUUGGCAAUGGAAAAAUUGUCCAAAGGCGUGGAAAAGUAUGUACAUGAGUGGUUAUCGUGGGGUUGCAACCAUAGUACUUGAGGGUGUAGCAUCUUCAGACCUUUGGAUAUGGCAUGCGUUCUUUGGAGUUUAUGGUUCAAAUAAAGAUAUCAACGUGUUAGAUCAUUCUCCAGUGUUUGAUGAUAUUCUAAAUGAUCGUGCUUCGGAGGUAAAUUAUACUAUUAAUGGUAAUAAUUAUACAAUGGGAUACUAUUUAGCAGAUGGUAUUUAUCCUGAAUGGGCCACAUUUAUCAAAUCAAUCUCAAAGUCACAAGGGGAGAAACGCAAGUUAUUUGCACAAUACCAAGAAGGGCAAAGAAAAGAUGUGGAACAUGCUUGUCGUCAACUAUAG